This is a messenger RNA of Aspergillus saccharolyticus JOP 1030-1, 2273 nucleotides long. RefSeq names its product purple acid phosphatase family protein. Gene Ontology annotation, molecular function: metal ion binding; protein binding; acid phosphatase activity. The coding region runs from base 318 to 2183 and encodes 621 amino acids. The record is from RefSeq and is a predicted model, not a curated record. NCBI's taxonomy places the organism in Eukaryota, Fungi, Ascomycota, Eurotiomycetes, Eurotiales, Aspergillaceae. The transcript is spliced from 4 exons.
CUUCCCCACUGCAUGCAACCAUCACCAACCAUUCUGGCUUUUCUAUUGCCUCUUAAUUGCUGAUGGGUCAAGCCCCUGCAGCUAAGGCUGAUUGCUCUAGCCGAAGUGCUUGGCCAAUUGUUGUUCUGGCCAGCUACACGUGUGACAUCGUACCUUGCUUUGCCCGCUUAUCAACUGCACGCGAGCGAUGAGAUAACCAUGCCGGCUCAUCACGAUAUAAGUCCGCUACCAAGUCGCUGUCAUGUCGGUGAACAGAUGCUUGUCAACUGGGUCCUCUCAAGUCAAUUCACCCAUUCAAUUCUCCAAGCCACGCGACCAUGAGGACCACUGCUGCGUCCGCCCUGCUUGUCGCUCUCUCCGCGACGGUUGCUCAGGCACGUCCUGUCGCGGAUGAACGCUACCCAUACACCGGACCGGCGGUUCCCGUCGGAGACUGGGUCGAUCCCACCGUCAAUGGCAAUGGCAAAGGCUUCCCGCGUCUGGUUGAGCCCCCCGCUGUUCGCCCGGCCAGCGCAAAUCCUCGCAACAAUGUGAACGUCAUCUCCUUGUCCUAUAUUCCCAAGGGUAUGCAUAUUCACUACCAGACCCCCUUUGGGCUGGGCCAGACUCCCUCUGUGAUCUGGGGAAAGAGUCCUCACCAGCUGAACAAGGUGGCUCGCGGGUACACCCACACCUACGACCGCACCCCUUCGUGCUCUGAAAUCAAAAUUAUCACUCAAUGUAGCGAGUACUUCCAUGAGGUCAGCUUGGAGAACCUCGAGCCAGGCACCACCUACUACUACCAGAUUCCAGCCGCCAACGGCACGACCACAUCUGAAGUGCUGAGCUUCAAGACGGCGCGCGAGGCCGGUGACAAGGGUUCCUUCAGCGUUGCCGUGCUGAAUGACAUGGGUUACACCAACGCGCAUGGCACCCACAAGCAACUAAUCAAGGCUGCCAACGAGGGAACGGCCUUUGCCUGGCACGGCGGUGAUAUCAGCUACGCCGACGACUGGUAUGAAGGUAUCCUGCCGUGUGAGUCCUCGUGGGACGUGUGCUACAAUGGCACCAGCACGGAACUGCCCGGUGACCUGCCGCUCCCAGAGGAGUAUAAGAAGCCACUCCCCGCGGGUGAGAUUCCCAAUCAGGGCGGUCCUCAGGGUGGUGACGUCAGCGUCAUUUAUGAGUCGAACUGGGAUCUCUGGCAGCAGUGGCUCAGCAACGUCACCGUCAAGAUCCCGUACAUGGUCAUGCCCGGCAACCAUGAAGCGGCAUGCGCCGAGUUCGAUGGUCCAGGCAACGUGCUGACAGCCUAUCUGAAUGAUGACAUCGCCAACGGAACGGCUGCGAAGGAUGAGUUGAAUUACUACAGCUGUCCCCCGUCUCAGCGCAACUUCACCGCUUACCAACACCGCUUCCGCAUGCCCGGCGAGGAAACUGGUGGUGUCGGGAACUUCUGGUAUUCCUUCGACUACGGCUUGGCGCACUUUGUCUCAAUUGACGGCGAAACCGACUUCGCCAACAGCCCUGAGUGGCCCUUUGCUGAGGAUGUUACGGGCAACGAGACCCUUCCCACGGCGGAGGAGACGUUUCUCACCGACAGUGGUCCCUUCGGCGCCGUGGACGGCAGCUACAAGAACACCAAGAACUACGCCCAGUACAAGUGGCUGCAGCAGGAUCUGGCCCAGGUUGACCGCAGCAAGACCCCUUGGGUGUUUGUCAUGAGCCACCGCCCCAUGUACAGCUCUGCGUACUCGUCGUACCAGCUGCACGUACGGGAGGCGUUCGAGGGAUUGUUGCUAAAGUAUGGGGUUGAUGCUUACUUUUCUGGACACAUCCACUGGUACGAACGCCUCUACCCCCUUGGCGCCAACCAGACGAUCGACACCGCCAGCGUUCUCAACAACAACACCUACAUUGCCAACAACGGCAAGUCUAUCACUCACAUCAUCAACGGCAUGGCGGGCAACAUCGAGAGCCACAGUGAAUUCAGCGAGGGCCAGGGGCUGACGAACAUCACGGCCGUGCUGGAUACCGUACACUACGGGUUCAGUAAAUUGACUGUCGAGAGCGAGACGGAGGUCAAGUGGCAGUUUAUCAGGGGCGACGACGGGUCGGUGGGCGACGAGGUGACGCUGUUGAAGCCGGCGGCUGUGAAGGGCUCGAAGGGGAAGGGCAAGAGAUAUUCUGGCUUCCGGGCGUGAAGGAAAAGUUGUGAUCCAGAUGGUGAUGUUAUGUAAUCUACGUAUAUUGCUGCAGGCGAUGUUUAUGUGAAUAUAAAAUUGAGAGUCCGG